GCCUGGCAGUGUGGAGGCAAAGUGGAGGUGCUGCCCUGUUCAAGAAUUGCUCAUUUGGAGAGAGCUCACAAGCCUUACUUGCCGGACCUGAGCGUCGCCGUGAUGCGCAACGCCCUGCGAGUGGCUGAGGUCUGGAUGGAUGACUACAAGUACAUGGUCUACUUCGCAUGGAACCUCCCAAUCGAGAAUUCCGGAAUAGAUUAUGGAGAUGUUUCUUCCAGAAAAGAACUAAGGAAAAAACUGAAUUGUAAAGGCUUUGACUGGUAUAUAAAAAACAUCUACCCUAAUUUAAUAUAUCUUCCCAACAUUGUUGGCUAUGGAACAAUGAAAAACACCUUGAAAGAAGACAUCUGUAUUGAUCAAGGCCCUGUCCCUGGAAACACGCCAAUUAUGUAUGGCUGUCAUGCAUACUCACCACAGCACAUCUUUUAUCACAGCACUGGAGAAAUGUAUGUGGGAGGUCUGCGUGCCCGACGGAACACCAUUGACAGAUGCCUAACAGACCCUGGGAAUGGGGACCUGCCAGUUCUAGAGCAAUGUGACAUAGCGCUGAACAAAGGCCUGAACAUGUACUGGGAUUUUAAACAGGGAUCAGCCGUAAUUAACAGGAACACUAAAAGAUGUCUCGAAAUCACCACAAACAAUCCAGCUUCGUACAGACUUGUAGUGCAGACCUGCACAGGGCAAAGGUGGAAGAUCCAACACACAGUUAAGGACUGGGGAAAGACAGAAGACCUGCAACAGAAGACAGAGCCCUCGAAGCAUUGA
Merops nubicus (carmine bee-eater) is the source of this 768-nucleotide messenger RNA. RefSeq names its product probable polypeptide N-acetylgalactosaminyltransferase 8. The transcript has 5 exons. The annotation marks the transcript as partial. Gene Ontology annotation, cellular component: Golgi apparatus. The record is from RefSeq and is a predicted model, not a curated record. NCBI's taxonomy places the organism in Eukaryota, Metazoa, Chordata, Aves, Coraciiformes, Meropidae.